This is a messenger RNA of Maniola jurtina (meadow brown), 2474 nucleotides long. It is a transcript of the gene Kat60, whose product is annotated as katanin p60 ATPase-containing subunit A-like 1. The record is from RefSeq and is a predicted model, not a curated record. Gene Ontology annotation, biological process: microtubule severing. Bases 342 to 1967 code for a protein of 541 amino acids. Lineage: Eukaryota; Metazoa; Arthropoda; Insecta; Lepidoptera; Nymphalidae. Gene Ontology annotation, molecular function: microtubule severing ATPase activity; microtubule binding; ATP hydrolysis activity. The transcript is spliced from 10 exons. Gene Ontology annotation, cellular component: microtubule cytoskeleton.
AUAAAAAACAAAAGUCUCUUCUUUGUCUUUGUUUUACGACAAUUUGUGACGUUUUGUGAUGUGAACGGUCUCCGAAAAAAAAUCUGUGAACAAAAUUCGUAAAGUUUGUUUUGCAUCCGAAUGUGGAAUAAUUGUUGUAAAAAAAAUUCUAGUCGUCAUGAGAUAAUUCAAUAUAUCAAACACAAACCCAAUAGUUUUAUGUGAGAAAAUAGUUUAAAUACUAAAUCGGCGCGGGUUCGUUAAAAAUGAGCAGUGCUCCGCUGGUUGUCACGCGCUAUUCCAAUUUCAGUCUCCGAAAAGAGGAAGCUUGGAAGAGUGGUUAUUGUUGAAAGAGUAGUUAUAUGUAUGCAGCGGGAAUGGCAAUAAUGGCAGUGUCUGUUGGGGAAAUUUGCGAGAACACGAAGCUUGCUCGAGAAAUGGCAUUGAUGGGUAACUACGAAUCGGCGCUGGUAUACUAUGAAGGGACAGUCCAGAUGAUCCACAGGCUUCUCAUCACCAUCGCAGAUCCCACGCGGAAGUCCAAGUGGCAGCUGGUCCAGAAACAGAUGGCACGCGAAUACGAGCAACUGAAGGCGACCGUGGCAACCCUCCAGAUGUUCCAGCACGAUGGGGAAAAGGCUAUCACUCCGUUGACCGGUGGAUUUGAAGACCUGCCCACCCGCGACCAGAUGUGGGCCCCGGCGCCGCACGAGAUAGACCCGGACAUCUGGCCACCGCCGCCCGACCGCGACCCCGCCGCCUGGCCCUCUCCCACCAGCGUUGAACACAAAGGACCCCCCGUAAUGAAAUCUGCUCGGAACAACCCUCGCAACAACAGGACAGCAGACAAGAAGAACACAGGCCCACGCACCGCCACCACAUCACAACGAAGGACGUCAGACGCAAGGAAUCCCAAAAUUAACACCAAUAAAGCACACAGCGCAAAAACUAAGGACACAAGUAACAAAGAUCACAACAACGCAAAGGACAAACAAGAUAGAGAUAACAACAAUGGUGAUACAGACGACGAGAAACACAAUAAAGAGGAAGAACGAAGAUUCGAGCCACCUUCUGCGGCUGAUGGCGACCUGGUGGAUAUGUUAGAAAGGGAUAUAGUUCAAAAGAACCCGAACAUUCGAUGGGACGACAUAGCGGAUCUGUCGGAAGCCAAGCGAUUGUUGGAAGAAGCUGUAGUCUUGCCCAUGUGGAUGCCGGAUUUCUUUAAGGGUAUUCGUCGUCCGUGGAAAGGUGUGUUGAUGGUGGGUCCCCCGGGCACCGGCAAGACUAUGUUGGCCAAAGCCGUAGCAACGGAGUGUGGCACCACCUUCUUCAAUGUCUCCUCUUCCACUCUGACAUCCAAGUACCGCGGCGAGUCGGAGAAACUAGUCAGACUGCUGUUUGAGAUGGCGCGGUUCUACGCGCCCAGUACCAUCUUCAUUGACGAGAUAGAUUCGUUAUGUUCUCGCCGCGGCUCGGACAGCGAGCACGAAGCGUCGCGACGCGUCAAGUCGGAGCUUCUAGUACAAAUGGACGGACUGGGCUCCGCGCACGACGAACCCUCUAAGGUAGUAAUGGUAUUAGCAGCAACAAAUUUCCCCUGGGACAUCGACGAAGCCUUGCGGAGAAGACUCGAAAAGCGGAUAUACAUCCCUCUGCCCACUCAAGAAGGUCGCGAGGUGUUACUGCAAAUCAACUUGCGAGAGGUCAAAGUUGACCCCGAGGUUGACUUGCGCGCCAUUGCCAAGAAACUUGACGGGUACUCGGGCGCUGAUAUCACUAAUGUUUGCAGGGACGCCUCAAUGAUGUCGAUGCGCCGCAAAAUAGCCGGUCUCAAGCCGGAACAAAUCAAACAGCUUGCCAAGGAAGAGCUCGACUUACCCGUCACCAAGCAGGACUUCAUGGAGGCACUGGCUAAGUGCAACAAAUCCGUCUCCAAGGGCGACAUACAGAAAUAUCUCUCGUGGAUGACGGAGUUCGGCUCCUCUUGAUUGACGUAGGAUGAUAACUCGAGGACAUUGUAUACUGGUGUGAAAUACAAAACAUAGACUAAAUGGAAAAGAUAGAUGGGCAAGCUAAGCAUGUUCAUUGAAGCCAAUAUUACAGUAAUGCCACUUUUAUGAGUCUCAUCGACAAAAUUCUUGACAAGCGCAACCUAACGCCGACUUUCGAAUGUGUGUACACCAAUGAAAUACAAACCUUAUUGCUUGGUGUAAAGAUUUUAUACCUUAGAAAAAAAGAGACUUAAUUCGCGCGCACAAAACAUGGCGCACAGACAACAAUCUAUACCUCGGUGGGGCGCUUCGAAUCGGUACAGAAAUCUGAAUUGAACGUCAAUUGAACACAUUACGCUUUUCUUGAUUUAUCCCCUAUGAUCAAGUUUUCGUCACGAAAACCCCAUCCAUCUUUUUCCUUUAGUCUAUGGCUAAAUAGUUAAUACAAAAUGAAUUAAUGUGUGUAUAAAUUUUGGAAUUUUAUUUUGUAGGGAUAUUUUAUUA